GGGCGCGGCGGCGACGGCGGCGACGGCAUAGUCGCGAGACUGGUGCACUGGUAGCUCUCAGAAGAGGGAACCGAUUGCCGACAUAGCACCUUCUUUGAGAGGUCAAUGCUGAAUCUUCAUGCUGUACACAGAGGUAACACGGAUCUAUCAAGUGUGUGCAGAGACUGUUUCCAGCUCUGUGAUUCCAUUGAGUCCAUCGUUUGUGAUUCCGAAGAGAAAGAUUAAGAGAGGCAGAGACUAAAUGGAUCUUAAGACAGCAGUAUUCAAUGCAGCUCGUGAUGGCAAGCUGCGGCUCCUCACCAAGUUGCUGGCAAAUAAAGCAAAAGAAGAGGUAGCCUUGCUGAUGUCAGAAAAAACAAAUGGUGCCACACCCCUUCUAAUGGCAGCCCGCUAUGGACAUCUUGACAUGGUGGAAUAUCUGUUGGAACAUUGUAGUGCUUCUAUAGAAAUUGGUGGCUCAGUGAAUUUCGAUGGUGAGACUAUUGAGGGUGCACCACCAUUAUGGGCCGCAUCGGCUGCCGGUCAUUUGAAGGUGGUCCAGUCUUUGUUAAAUCACGGUGCAUCUGUCAACAAUACCACUCUGACAAACUCAACACCGCUUAGAGCUGCCUGCUUUGAUGGCCACCUGGAAAUUGUGAAGUACCUUGUGGAGCACAAAGCUGACUUGGAAGUAUCAAAUCGUCACGGGCAUACAUGCCUUAUGAUAUCUUGUUACAAAGGCCACAAAGAAAUUGCUCAGUAUUUGCUUGAAAAAGGGGCUGAUGUAAAUAGAAAAAGUGUCAAAGGAAACACAGCUUUGCAUGACUGUGCAGAAUCUGGUAGCUUGGAAAUCAUGAAGAUGCUUCUCAAGUAUUGUGCAAAGAUGGAAAAAGAUGGCUAUGGAAUGACUCCACUUCUCUCGGCUAGCGUUACAGGCCACACAAACAUAGUUGACUUUUUGACCCAGCAUGUUGAGACAAGUAAAGUGGAACGUAUCAAUGCACUGGAACUUCUAGGAGCCACAUUUGUGGACAAAAAGAGAGAUUUGCUUGGUGCUUUGAAAUACUGGAAAAGAGCUAUGGAUAUGAGGUACAGUGAUAGGACUAAUAUCCUAAGCAAACCUGUACCUCAAACAUUAAUAAUGGCCUAUGAUUAUGCCAAGGAGGUAAAUAGUGCUGAAGAGCUGGAAAACCUCAUUGCAGACCCUGAUGAGAUGAGAAUGCAAGCGCUGUUAAUUAGAGAACGUAUUCUGGGGCCUUCUCACCCAGAUACAUCCUACUAUAUUCGGUACAGAGGUGCUGUCUAUGCAGAUUCUGGAAACUUCAAACGAUGCAUCAACUUGUGGAAGUAUGCUUUAGAUAUGCAGCAGAGCAAUUUGGACCCACUGAGUCCUAUGACUGCUAGCAGUCUUCUCUCAUUUGCUGAACUUUUCUCUUUCAUGUUACAGGACAGGGCAAAAGGCCUGCUUGGCACAACUGUUACAUUUGAUGAUCUUAUGGGUAUACUGUGCAAAAGUGUCCUCGAAAUAGAGCGUGCCAUCAAACAAACUCAAUGUCCGCCUGACCAAAUACAGCUCAACAAAGCCCUUUCCAUCAUUUUGCAUCUAAUUUGCUUGCUGGAAAAAGUUCCCUGUAAUCCUGAACAGGAUCAUUUUAAGAAACAGACUAUAUACAAAUUUCUUAAGCUACAUCCUAGAGGAAAGAAUAACUUUAGCCCGCUUCACCUUUCUGUUGACAAGAAUACCACAUGUGUGGGACGCUACCCAGUUUGUAAAUUUCCCUCUUUGCAAGUUACUGCUAUACUAGUGGAAUGUGGUGCUGAUGUAAAUGCUAGAGACUCUGAUGACAACAGUCCUUUACACAUAUCUGCACUGAAUAACCACCCUGAUAUCAUGAAUCUUCUUAUCAAGUCAGGUUCACAUUUUGAUGCCACAAACUUGCAUAAACAAACUGCUAUUGACUUGCUGGAUGAGAAGGAAAUGGCAAAGAACUUGAUCCAACCUAUCAACCAUACUACACUGCAGUGUCUUGCUGCCCGUGUCAUUGUGAAUCAUUGCAUAGGUUACCAAGGGCACAUCCCAGAAAAGCUUGAGAACUUUGUUUUGCUCCAUAGAUGAUAGUCUGAUAUAGGCCUUUGGUACUGUGGGAACUUGAGUUAGUGACACUAAUUGUUGCUUUCUCAAGCACUGUUGUGAUAUGCCAGCGAUUCACGAUCAUUCAUUUAGCUUGGUCCAUUCUGCUCAUUGGCUAAGGCAUUACUGAAAUCAAAUUUGCAGAACUGGUUACUCAGUAUUUAAACAUACCUUAUAAUAUAAUUUGUGGAUUAUUUAGAAAUGUAAUGCUAUAUUUGAACUCACUAAAAUUGUCUGCCAACGGCUUGUCUAUUCUGGUUUAGUUUGCCUGUUGGUUGUUUGGGCCCGAGUUGAAUAAUUUUUGUGGUGUUGUCUUUCUCUUACCGGUGUGGAUCUUAUAUAGUUGGAAAGUCAUCUUUUUUUGUUCUGGCUUGAGCGUUUCUAUUCUUCUCUUUCUAAUGAGUUCAUUGCUGAACUAUAAGUUGUAUGAACUUGUUAACAUUUGCAAUUACCAUAAGUGCUUUUAUCCUCUCUAUGCACUGGCUUGAACAUGACUGUUGUGUGUUGGCAUAUUUCUAUGCAGCGGUUGGCCAUUUUCAGCUCUGACCUGUUUCUUGCAGUUUUCUUAGAGCUUUGAAAAUAUACUCUUUACAGCAUGACAAUUUUUGAAGAUACCAGUCAGCUGUCCAAAUUCUCACUUUUUGCCCCAAGCUGUUUCUAUAGUUGCUUUCUAUUUUUUUAUAUAUAUAGCUGUGUGUUGAAUUUGGGAGUAAAAUGUGUUUUUGUUGGCAAACCCAUUUUAAAUUAAGUCUGAAAGUCAUUUUACUGUGUCUUGCAGUAAGGGAAGAGGUUAAUGAAUUGCCAUCUUUGACUCUGCACUAAUGUCUUGCUUGAGCUGAUUAUGUGACCGGGCAUAGAGAGUUUCUUCAAAUUUAACCUGAAACUUAAUCAUACUGUUCAGUGAGAACUAGAUCAAACAUAGUUUGAAAUUACAACUCUACAUUUCUUAGCUACAAAAUGAAACUAAAGCAUGUUGGCAUGAUGCUUGUCAGUCCAGACCUAGCCAUCUACUAAUAUAACUAUAUGGUUGUAAUCAGUAGGCUUCUGCAGGGGCUUUGGAAGUUCAGAAGUAGUAUCCCCAACUCUUCGUUUUAAAAUAACUCUUAUGGAUAAUUUGCAUGCAUUUUAUUCUCUAAUACCUUUCAGCCAUAUUAAUGGAAACAUCAGAGGCCAUGUUGAGGCUACGUACACCACUGAAAGCUAUCUAUUUUUAUAAUACUUGCACAACAGCUUAGCUAUUGCAGCAGAAAGGGCUUUUUAGACUUGAUAAGGAAACCAUAAGUGAAGACUACAAAUGAGAUUAAGAUUCAGGUAACAUAAUUCAGCACUUUAUUGUUGAUUCAUAAUGAGACUUAUUAUGGCAUAUUAGA
Messenger RNA from Gekko japonicus, 3480 nucleotides. RefSeq names its product fem-1 homolog c (C. elegans) (gene FEM1C). The record is from RefSeq and is a predicted model, not a curated record. The transcript has 3 exons. Gene Ontology annotation, molecular function: protein binding. Lineage: Eukaryota; Metazoa; Chordata; Lepidosauria; Squamata; Gekkonidae. The coding region runs from base 242 to 2095 and encodes 617 amino acids.